CGCUCGCUGUUUCUGUCAGGGCUGCGCUCAAAGUGAGAGCUUUGCACAGCACACGUGAAGAGAGCAAAUGAAGGAAAUAUCAAGAACUUGCAUCCAACCUGUGACCCUGUCGGAGAGCACAUAAAACGAAUGAACGCAGGUUAAACUUUGUCUGAAGCUUUGGAGAAUCACCCUGUGCUUUGUGAUGAUAACAUGAGCAUGUAUAAAUCAGGUUUGGACAUGCUCAGAUGUGCUCUGAGAUCCACGCCACUGUGGAAAUGUGACUCUUUUAUAUGGACACAGACGUCUUUAUGUUAUAAAAGCAGAGGCUUUGCUGUGUCAUCUCAGCUGGGGAGAAAAAGCACACAAGGACACACAUUAAAACAAAUCCGGUAUUACAGUCAGAGUGGAGAAGAAGUUCUUAAUGUUCAGAUUAAACGAGCUGCUGCCUCUCCAGAGACCAGCGAACUCUCAGAUAAAGCAGAAAGGACUCCUUUCUACACGCAUUUGCAGAACUCUUCGUGCCCCACGGAUGUGCUGGACACGUUGAAGCGGUUCCCAGCGUCGCAUCAGCACCUCAGCAGCAUCUUCUCGCGCAUGUGGGAGAGCUCAAAGAGGAUGACGGACGAGCAGCGGCGCUGUGAGCUGCAGCUGAUGUUUGAGCACCCGGUGUUUGAGGAGGUCUGUGAACGCACCGUGACUGAAGCCUGGCGCAUGAGGAGCGAAGAUCUGGCCUACAGUCUGCUGGCCAUCGUCAACCUGGGAGUUUCACAAAACACAGGUGUUGUGCAGACGCUGCUGCGUGUCAUACAGGAGCGGCUGAAUCAGUUUGAUAUAAGGUCUCUUUCGGUGUUGGCUUCCUGUAUUCGGGAGAUGGAAAACAGUAGGAACGUUCAGGCCCUGAGAGAGGCUUUAAGGUUGUUGCUGAAGGAUCGUAUUCCUGAGAUCCAGAAUGUGCUUGUUCUGCAGAGCAUGAUGCGCGCGGUGGGAAAAAACUCUCCGAUACUUCUGAAGAAUGAGCUGGCGACCAAAGCUCUGUCGUUGGCAGAUGGGUUUAGUCCACCCAACACCCAGUACAUGUUCUCCAGCCUGGCUGCCAAAACCUUUGAACGAUGCAUAUUAUCAACCAUCAUUUCAGUGAUUCUCUUUCUAGUAACAUUUGAGAAUCUUUUGUUCAGACCCGUGGUCUUGUUGGAUGCAUUUGCAGAGAGAAUCAUUCAGAAAUCCGAAAGUCUGACCCUGAAAGACCUUCUUUCUGUUUUAAAAGUCUUUUCGCUCCUCAAUCACGACCUGAAAGAGAAAAAAACACCGUUUCUGGCCAGUGUAACAAUGGUCUUGGAGUCCUACCUUCCAAAGAUGUCUCCCACAGACCUAUUGAAAGCCAUCCACUGUCUGGGAUUGCUGGAGCACUUCCCCCAAACCCCACUGGAGAAACUGCUACAGAAGGACACUUUGGACCAGCUCCUAGAGAAAGGCAAACAGUCGGAUAAGAUUCAGAGGUGGCUGCACACGUUGGAUCUGUGUUUGCGACUGGAUAAACCUCAGCUGCCGCCCUCCCUGACCUCUGUCCCAGACCAGCACAUCUCAGUUCCUGCUCCUGCGGUCACAGCCAACCAGGAAGUGCUCAGUGCAGUCAGGAGCAUUGUGGGAAAUGAUGCUGUUCAGGACAGUGUGCUGGAGCAGAGCAUUUAUUUCAUUGACUGUGUGAUUACACUGCCUCAUCAAACAGAAGAAACCUGUGGCCUCAGCGCAAAGGAUUCUGGGUCACCUCAAUGUGCCCAAAGGAUUGCGGUGGUCUGCGCCCCACAUACUUCAUUUUGCUUUGGUACAACACAUCCUCGAGCCAGCUUGGUUAUCAAACUUCGCCAUCUUGAAAAACUUGGUUAUAAACCUGUUUUGGUUCCUGUCCUUGAGCUCAACUCUAAAACUGAGGAAGAGAAGAUUAAAAUGCUACAAAAGCUCAUUUUUCCAGCACAGGAAAUACCGAACAACAGUCCAAAAACAGAGUGAAAUUCACUGUUCCUAAGAGAGCAAUUCUGUGGUAUUUCAUUUCCCCUCACGCAUGGGGGAC
This is a messenger RNA of Sinocyclocheilus rhinocerous, 2050 nucleotides long. Its product is annotated as FAST kinase domain-containing protein 2-like. Gene Ontology annotation, cellular component: mitochondrial matrix; ribonucleoprotein granule. Gene Ontology annotation, biological process: mitochondrial RNA processing; regulation of mitochondrial mRNA stability. The transcript has 12 exons. Gene Ontology annotation, molecular function: RNA binding. Lineage: Eukaryota; Metazoa; Chordata; Actinopteri; Cypriniformes; Cyprinidae. The record is from RefSeq and is a predicted model, not a curated record. Bases 193 to 1989 code for a protein of 598 amino acids.